GUUUCUAUUUCUCUCAAAUCGAUCCCUCCUUGUGUAGAGAGAAAUGAGGGAGACCUCGGUGAGUGGUCUUUCAUGGCGGCCUCUGGUACUCUUCGCUUCGUUUGUUAUGCACUUCGUGUUAGGUCUUUCAGGGGAUUCCAAUACAGGAGUUAAGGCAGAGUCUAACACUUCUUCCAACAGAAGAGGCGCAAAAGUAAUCCUCAUACUAGUCGGAUUUGUGGCUGUAGCCAUGUUCUCCUUCUUCUUAUAUAAGCUAUGGCAGAAGAAGAAAAGAGACGAGCAGUAUGCUCGGCUUUUGAAGCUCUUUGAGGAAGAUGAUGAACUCGAGGUUGAAUUAGGCCUUCGAGAUUAAAACCUAAUUUAGAAAUUUGUCAUCAAAAUUGGCUGACCCAUGUUUGUUUGUGUUAGCUUGUUGUUUUCUCCAAUGUAAGAUAAAUAGAAGAAUCAUAGCAUGUCCUUGUUUAAACCUUUAAUUUUCCUAUAAUCUUAUGUUUGAUAUUGGCAGGUGUUUAUAUAA
Eruca vesicaria subsp. sativa (arugula) is the source of this 517-nucleotide messenger RNA. The record is from the annotation of a GenBank genome assembly. NCBI's taxonomy places the organism in Eukaryota, Viridiplantae, Streptophyta, Magnoliopsida, Brassicales, Brassicaceae.